Molecule: messenger RNA, 438 nt
Organism: Haemonchus placei
Lineage: Eukaryota; Metazoa; Nematoda; Chromadorea; Rhabditida; Trichostrongylidae
Source: the annotation of a GenBank genome assembly
UACUGGAGUCAGUUUGAAAAAGUCACGUCUCAAGAAGCUACCACUUAUGGUAUACCUUAUGACUAUCGAUCAGUGAUGCAUUACGGGAAGAAAGCAUUCGCUUUCCCAGGGAAAAUCAGCAUGCAGACGACGGAUCCCAAAUUCCAGGAUGUAAUCGGACACCAGAAAGAUGCAUCGCCAAAUGACUACCGUAAGAUAUGCAAAAUCUACGGAUGCUCUACGUGUGCGGGCGGUAAAGUGGAUCUGGAAGACAAAGAAGGUCAGGGUAGCCGCGACAAAGAUGGAGACGAUGACCACGACUCAGUCACGGAGGAAACUGUGUGGAUUCGAUGGGUUCAUUUUGUCGGACGAUGGCCAAAGUGGGGAUGCUCGACUGUGGCUACUUUGGCCGACGGCACUGCUGUGCGACUUGUUCUACUCAAAGUAGCAAAUGGAUAG